Anopheles marshallii is the source of this 501-nucleotide messenger RNA. RefSeq lists its product as uncharacterized. The record is from RefSeq and is a predicted model, not a curated record. Gene Ontology annotation, cellular component: membrane. The transcript is spliced from 3 exons. Lineage: Eukaryota; Metazoa; Arthropoda; Insecta; Diptera; Culicidae. Bases 1 to 501 code for a protein of 166 amino acids.
AUGUCGCACUCCGUCGUUAUAACACGUACAACCACCACCACCACCAGCACAUCACAUGUUGUGCUCAACACAGGCUAUCUCCGUACAACGCCCGGCCUUCUAAAGCUUGCCCAAUUGAUUAUUGGUGCAGUGAAUGUCGGUCUGGUUGCGUACUACAUUCGGCGCUACCCGACCUCGAGUCUUCCAGCAAGUGCUGAGUUCUUCUUCCUGCUCAUGGCGGUCGCUUUCCUGAUCGGGACGUUCUGUCUGCUGGCAUCCUGUCUCGUAUCACUCAGCACCGGCGGUAUCAUCUCGAAGACCAUCUAUGAGCUAGUCUAUCACACGAUCGCUUUUCUGCUGUACCUCAUCGCCUCGAUUAUGCUGCUGGUUGACGUCACUAACGGGCGAUACUAUCACACCAUCAAAGAUGCGUACAUGGCCGCCGCGAUCCUUGGACUGAUCGUGUCCGCACUCUACCUCUUCAGCGCACUCCUCGCUCAACGUUCCUACCGGGGUAUCUAA